This is a messenger RNA of Gorilla gorilla gorilla (western lowland gorilla), 3997 nucleotides long. It is a transcript of the gene GPR62, whose product is annotated as G protein-coupled receptor 62. Gene Ontology annotation, cellular component: endosome; plasma membrane; signaling receptor complex. The record is from RefSeq and is a predicted model, not a curated record. The transcript has a single exon. NCBI's taxonomy places the organism in Eukaryota, Metazoa, Chordata, Mammalia, Primates, Hominidae. Gene Ontology annotation, molecular function: G protein-coupled receptor activity. Gene Ontology annotation, biological process: G protein-coupled receptor signaling pathway. Bases 2609 to 3700 code for a protein of 363 amino acids.
AACGGUGUGAACCUGGGAGGCGGGGCUUGCAGUGAGCCGAGAUGUGCCACUGCACUCCAUCCUGGGGGACAGAGCAAGACUCCGUCUCAAAAAAAAAAAAAAAAAAAAAAAAAGAUGGUCGCUGAAGGUCCCUCUAGAGCAGAGACCUGAAUCACGUGAGGGAGCAAGCCAUGGACAGAUCUGCAGCAAGGGUGUUCUUGCAAUGGAAACAGCAAAUGCAAAGAAACUGGCUUAAUGGGCGGAAGGAACAGCAAGCAGACUGCUGUGGCUAGAAAUACUGUGGGCAAGGAGGAGGGUGAGCUCAGAAAGGGAUGGAAAAGGCAGAUAAAAGGGCCUAGCUCCCUUUUAUCUGCCUUUUUUUUUUUAGUUCCAGAGGAGCUGAGAGUCUAUUCUCAUCUAUUCUGAUGAUGGGAAGCUCUUGGAGGGAUGAGAGCUGGGUCAUGCCCCCAUCUGCUUUGUUUUUAGAAGGAUCCACUUCAGCCCCUGUGUAGAGAGUGGACUAUAGAGUAUACGUCAGUUAACAACCAGUCAGCAAAACAGAAAUUACCCUAGGUAUUUCAGACAAGGGAAAUUUGAUACAGGGAAAGAACUGAAUGACCAAAUGGGGGAUGAUGAGGCAAUCCAAAGAUGAGCAACAGCCGGAAGUCACUACUACUCUUAAGACUGGAGAGAUAAAGGAAGUGAAUGGUGCUCUGAUGCCCAGAGGCUAGGAUCACCCUGCAGGAGCCAGAACCACAGAGGGGGCCACCUGAAGGGUGAGGGAAAUAAAUCCUGGCUUCUUCCCUCCUCCCAUCUGCCAGUCUUCUGCUGGUAACUUUCAUUGGCUGAACAUACCCAAAGUCAGUUGACAAAGGAGCCUGGGAAAUACAGUUCCCAGGAAGGCAGUAUAGCACUGGGGAAGAAGGGAAUGAAUCUGAGGGCAAACAGGCAGAUGGCCAGCACAAGGUGCAGGAGCUGAGACCGGGAGACCAGUUAGAAGGAUGCUGAAAUGUUCCAGGUGAGAGGUGGUGGUAGCUGGGACCAGCUUGAUGGUGAUGGUGAGAAAUGGCUGGAUUCCAGAGACCUCAGCGGACUGGAUAUAGGGCGUGGGGGAGAGGGAGUCAUCCUGAGAUGGACACUAAGAUGGAGAAGAUUCUGGGAGGAGCAGGUUGUUGGGGAGGGAUCAAGAGUCAUGGUUCUGUUUUGGACAUAGGAAGUUUGAGAUGCCCAUUAGUGAAAGUCCUGGUGGGGAAAUGUUGAAAAGGCAGCUGGAUACCCGUGAAAAGAGGAAGAGGCUUCAGAUACCAAUGCAAGCUAUCAGACUAUAGAUAGGGUUUUGCCAUGAAACUGGGUGACUUCGCCUGGGGGCGAACUCCCCACGGGAGUUACAUGGCUUUCCAUGAGCCAACCACAUUGGGGUGGGGAACCCUGACAUUCACUGAUUAGUCAAGACUGGGUUUUGUGCCUAAUCAGGAAAAUAGAGGGUGGGGAUCUUGUUCACCCAAACUUCCUGUCCUGAGAAUUGGGGAGGGGUGGUUUCCUAAAGAAAAUUCAGGGUGUUUAGCCAGGUGUGGUGGCUCGUGCCUGUAGUUCCAGCUACUCAGGCGGCUGAGGUGGGAGGAUCGUUUGAGCCUGGGAGGCAGAGAUUACAGUGAGCCAAGAUUGCGCCACUGCAUUCCAGCCUGGGCAACAGAGACCCUGUCUCAAAAAAAAAAAAAAAAGGAAAGAAAAGAAAAUUCAGGGUGCUCUUACCAAAAGGGGACCUGUUUGCUAGCAGCAAAAACAAAAGCAAACAACAGCAACAAAAAACCAAACAGCAUCUGCCUGCUAAGGCCUCCUCUCACUCAUCUCACACACUAUCAUGGAGCACCUAUUCUGUGUGAAGUUAAUAUUAGCUGAGCACCUACUAUGUGCCACGUCCUAUGCUUUUCUCUCACUUUUCCAGCCUCCUUUCUUUCUGAGAGAACUAGCCCUCUUGGGGGGGCCAGGGCAUGCCUAAAGGUCCUCCUGCUUCAGCUUUUGUCUCACUGGUACCUCAGUUUCCCUUUAAUAUGAGAGCUAAAUGCUCAUCCCAUUGAUGAGGAUGGGGGAGGACAGGAGAUGGGGGGGCACUUCUCACCACUGAGAAAGGUAGAGCAGGCUCUGGCUGACUCCAAAGCCCACACUCUAACCCUCUCAAGUCUAGGCUCCAAGUCUGUGCCUGCUCUGUCCUCCACCCCUCCACCCUAGAGGCACCCCCAAGCACUUCCACAGCAGAGCCUCCAGCCUUCAGCUGGCAGCUGCUAGGACCCAGGGGGCUGGCGCCAGGCCCUGCCCCUCCCUUGCCAGCCCUGUGUGGCAACAUCAGAGUGACAGCCAGUACCAUCUCCGACAGGGGCUGAGUUGCUGGAGCUGGGCUGGGGCUGGGGAGAAAGACAGCAGACUCAUCCUUGCACCCCUCCAUGGGCCUGGCCAAGCCCCCAAGAGGAUGGCAGCCUGGGCGUCGGAGCCACCUCCUGGGCAGCCAAUGAGGUGAGGGGCCGGAGGAGCAAGGGACAAGAGGAGCAGGGGACAGGUGAUAGAAAUCCUGCAGCUGUAGGCUCCAUUCUGCCAUCUACAUCCCAGCGCAGGGUGAAGCCUGAGAGCCCAAAUGGCCAACUCCACAGGGCUGAACGCCUCAGAAGUCGCAGGCUCGGUGGGGUUGAUCCUGGCAGCUGUCGUGGAGGUGGGGGCACUGCUGGGCAACGGCGCGCUGCUGGUCGUGGUGCUGCGCACGCCGGGACUGCGCGACGCGCUCUACCUGGCGCACCUGUGCGUCGUGGACCUGCUGGCGGCCGCCUCCAUCAUGCCGCUGGGCCUGCUGGCCGCACCGCCGCCCGGGCUGGGCCGCGUGCGCCUGGGCCCCGCGCCAUGCCGCGCCGCUCGCUUCCUCUCCGCCGCUCUGCUGCCGGCCUGCACGCUCGGGGUGGCCGCACUUGGCCUGGCACGCUACCGCCUCAUCGUGCACCCGCUGCGGCCAGGCUCGCGGCCGCCGCCUGUGCUGGUGCUCACCGCCGUGUGGGCCGCGGCGGGACUGCUGGGCGCGCUCUCCUUGCUCGGCCCGCCGCCCGCACCGCCCCCUGCUCCUGCUCGCUGCUCGGUCCUGGCUGGGGGCCUCGGGCCCUUCCGGCCGCUCUGGGCCCUGCUGGCCUUCGCGCUGCCCGCCCUCCUGCUGCUCGGCGCCUACGGCGGCAUCUUCGUGGUGGCGCGUCGCGCUGCCCUGAGGCCCCCACGGCCGGCGCGCGGGUCCCGACUCCGCUCGGACUCUCUGGAUAGCCGCCUUUCCAUCUUGCCGCCGCUCCGGCCUCGCCUGCCCGGGGGCAAGGCGGCCCUGGCCCCAGCGCUGGCCGUGGGCCAAUUUGCAGCCUGCUGGCUGCCUUAUGGCUGCGCGUGCCUGGCGCCCGCAGCGCGGGCCGCGGAAGCCGAAGCGGCUGUCACCUGGGUCGCCUACUCGGCCUUCGCGGCUCACCCCUUCCUGUAUGGGCUGCUGCAGCGCCCCGUGCGCUUGGCACUGGGCCGCCUCUCUCGCCGUGCACUGCCUGGACCUCUGCGGGCCUGCACUCCGCAAGCCUGGCACCCGCGGGCACUCUUGCAAUGCCUCCAGAGACCCCCAGAGGGCCCUGCCGUAGGCCCUUCUGAGGCUCCACAACAGACCCCCGAGUUGGCAGGAGGGCGGAGCCCCAGCAUACCAGGGGCCACCUGAGAGUUCUCUCUCCUGAGCAGGAGAAAGGAGGGUGGUUUCCGUGGGGGCUCAUCCAACCCCUGCACAGGUCACAGCAGGUGCCCUGCUGCAUAUCUGGCUCUGGAACAGGAGGAGAAAGGGUGUCUGCUGCCUGGUGAGGCCCACGGACUUCUGAGAGCCAGGAAUUCUGCGGUCUGGGCCCAACACUGCAUAGCACUGUGCAGAGGCCGACCCUUCCUUAGGCCUCAGCUUUCCCAUCUGCACCCUGCAGCAUCUCUAAGGGCCCCUCCAGCAUAGGUGGUUUGUGAAACUCACAGG